UCGGCCGAAUAAAGGAUCAUUAAAGACCUCUGUCUGCAGACUCUUAAUAUCAGCAAGCCCUUUUUGAUAAAGAAUUUAUCUACAACACUACCUUCGAGCUACCACUGUUAGCGAAACACUUACCUUCAUAAUCGUGUAUAAAGUUGGUGAUAAACAACUUAAAGCCUUUAAUCCGCUUGCUUGCGGACGUCGCCGUAUGCUUCUGGAAAAUCCUGUGGACAUCGUCCACGUUGAUGCGAGACAAGUCUUGAAGACAACGGGUAAAAAAACACCAUAUUCACCGCUUUGGCAGCUGUCAACCGGAAGUAGUUGGGCUGGCUUAUCGUGACCCGGAAGAGACUGCGCAUAAAGCCCAUUGUGUGUGUGUCAGAGCAGGUCUGCCACUCCGCGCCCACACCUGUUACACCACCAACGUUUGAGCAGCUGCACAAAAUGGACAACGAUGAGGAUGGCACUCAGUCACAGGAGCAGUCUGUUGGGGAGCUGCACCCAUGGCCUUAUUUGAAAGAGCUUUUUGAGUUUGUUGGUGCUAAAAGCAACUCCUGGCGAAUGCGUUGUAUCUUGUGCAAACCAAAACCCCAGGAAAUAUUGGCGUUCAAGAACAGUCCGUCAAACCUCAGGAAAGACAUUAAGAGAAAGCACGAGAGAUACCUGGAGAAGUACACCAAGCUAGCUAUUCAGAAAAGGAAGCAUGAGGAAGAUCCGAAUGACCAAGCAACACCCAAGCAGCUGAAACUGUGGGAUACACCUCGUGUAACACAGAAAGAAUUGACAAAGCAACUACAGAGAUGAAAGAGAAUCUCAAGGCGGCGAUGCAUGAUGUGGAGUUCAUAGGGACCACCACUGACUGCUGGACAGCAAACAGAAAGGGCUUCAUCGGUGUCACAGCCCACCGGAUACAUCCUACAAGUCUGCAGCGGUGCUCUGCUGCAUUAGCAUGCAAGCAGCUGAAAGGACCACACAACUUCACUGCACUUGCAGAUGCUCUGACUAAGAUCCAUACAGAGUUCAACAUCAGAGACAAGAUUGUGCGUACAACGACAGAUAGUGGGUCCAGUUUUCUGAAAGCCUUCAGAGUGUACGGUGUCGAUGAUGAAAACAACAAUGCAGAACCAUUCGGGGCAGAGCCAGAUGAAUCAGGAGAGGAGGAUGGUGAAGAGAUCACGAUGGAGGCUGUUGAAGCCGGCCCCUUGCUGGAGCAGGAUGAUGGCCUGGAAUACCAACUGCCAAAGCACCAUCGCUGUGCCUGUCAUCUUCUGAACCUGGUGGCAACAGUUGAUGUCCAAGCAGUGAAUGAAGACCGGAUCUACAUAAAGCUCUCUCGCUCAUCGUUUGUAAAGUGCCAGGCUCUCUGGAACAAGAGCAGCAGAUCCACCUCAGCUACAGAGAUAAUUGAAGAACACUGCAAACUCCAGCUCCUGAGGCCUUGUGAAACAAGGUGGAAUUCUCUCUUCUAUGCUGUUGAGAGGAUUGUACGGAUUGUGAAAGAACAAGGAGACGCAGCCAUUGCAGCGAUCUGCAGCACGCUGAAGAUUCCGAUGUUCAGUCCUGCCGAGAUUGCUUUUCUCACAGAAUAUGCAAAGACCAUGAGCCCAGUUGCAAAAGCAGUUGAUGUUCUUCAGGGUGAGGCAAACGUGCAGAUGGGGUGGCUUGUACCCUCCAUCACACUGCUCAAGUCCAAGCUCCAGAACCUUCAUACCACCUCCAAGUACUGUGGGCCAUUGGUGGAUGCUCUUCAAGCAGGGCUUGAACGUCGCUUUGGAGAGACGCUUGCUGAUCCAGAGCUGAUUGCUGCUGCCAUUCUUGUCCCCAAGUUCAGGACACGCUGGACUACUGAUGAAGGCAUCAUUAAAUGUGGCCUUGACUACAUCAAAACCCACCUGAAGGAGCAGAGUAGUGCAGCACAGUCAGGUGACUCUCUGUCGUCAGCAGAAGAGGAGGACUUCUUUUUGUCAAUCAAGCAGACAGAUCAACGGGACGGUAACACCAAACAACUAGAGUCCUACCUGGCCAGUCCAACUGAUACCAUGGACAUCCUAAAAACAUUUCCAACUGUGUGCCACCUGUCUCUUAAGCUCAACACACCACUACCUGCCUCAGCUGCCUGUGAGAGGCUUUUUAGCACAGCAGGAAUGAUUUUUAGACCCAAGAGGGCUAAGCUGCUUUCUGAGAACUUGGAAAACCUGCUUCUCAUGAAGCUCAACAAAAGGUUUUGUUAAAUUUGUCUUGUUUACAUGCCUUCACAUUAAACUCGCAUAGAGGGAUGGAGUGAUGCAGUGCAGAGGUGGAGAGGGGGUUUAGUGCUGUGUAGGUGUAAACAUGAGUAACAUAUGAGGAGCACAAGUGUUGUCUUUAAUGUGAAGGGUUUUUCAUUGAUCUUCACUGAAUGCAUGGUGUGCAACUUUUUCUUUUUUCCAUUUUCAAUUUCUUUGGCAGGAAGAUUUCACAGUGUUUAUUGUACUGGAAAAUAGCUAGAGAAGCUUAUUUUCAUCUGUAGUUCCUGGGUGUGCCACGUACAAAAACACACCUGUACAGUGUUAAACAUUUGUUACCUGAUGUAUUAAAAAAGUGCUAUUAAAUAAAGUUGCU
Melanotaenia boesemani (Boeseman's rainbowfish) is the source of this 2589-nucleotide messenger RNA. RefSeq lists its product as uncharacterized. The record is from RefSeq and is a predicted model, not a curated record. Lineage: Eukaryota; Metazoa; Chordata; Actinopteri; Atheriniformes; Melanotaeniidae. The transcript has 9 exons. Bases 789 to 2219 code for a protein of 476 amino acids.